AUGUGCCUAUCAUUGUCAAGUGACAUCCAGCUGACUGAGUUAUGCGUCAAUUUGGUGGAUAACAGCAGAGGAUGUGACAAGAAGAAAGAAGCUAUGACUAGUGGAGGAGCUGCAGCAGGUAGUGGUAGUCAGCAUCAGGGUGCAACAACAACAACUGAAGGUAUGGGUGUUGAUGAUCUUGAUGAGGAUGCUGCCAGAGAGCAAAAGAUGUAUUGGGAAGAGACUUUGGAGGCAGCAGAUGCUGAAGCAUCAGGUUCAGAUUCACCCAGUGUGAAUGUUGAUGAUCUGAAUUGUGUGAAUCCUUCUGAAGAACCUAUGGCAGUAAAACCUCCACCUUCUAACUCGUCUACUGCAUAUGUGCCACCUAGGCCUAUCAUAAAUCCAACCAUGUCCAAGAGACCAAUUAGAAGGAGAAACGUUAAGAGGCCACCACCGUCACAACCUUCUUCCCUCAGACCUGUCCCACCACAACCUACUCCCAUAACGCCUACCACACCACAACUUUCUGUUGUUAGGCCUACAUCACCAACUAACCAACUGCCUCCAAGAGUUACCGGACAAACAAUGCAUGGUGCAAGUCGAGGGACCACUACACGAUUUAUGCGAUUCAUGCCAACUCCACCAUCCACAAUUCAAACACCAGGCAGAUGGCCAGUACCUGGGUUCCAUCCACCAACAAGAGCAUCUUCAAGUGGCAACAACAACGGAGUUUCUAGUGGCAGCAGCAACUUCACACCCAACAAAUAUGAUUUUCCAGUGUGA
This is a messenger RNA of Arachis duranensis, 762 nucleotides long. Its product is annotated as leucine-rich repeat extensin-like protein 5. The transcript has 3 exons. The coding region runs from base 1 to 762 and encodes 253 amino acids. NCBI's taxonomy places the organism in Eukaryota, Viridiplantae, Streptophyta, Magnoliopsida, Fabales, Fabaceae. The record is from RefSeq and is a predicted model, not a curated record.